AUGAAUUAUUCCUCUCUGCUGGGACUGUGGUCUGCAUUUUGCUUCCUACAAGCUCAAUCAAAGUCAAUAUUGUACCCAUUCUGGCAGAAUGACACUAAAACUCCAAAGGUGGAUGAUGGGAGUUCCUCAGAAAUUAAAUUGUCCCUCCCUUUUAUAUUCUUUGGUGUUCCAUACAAAGCACUCUAUGUUAACAACAAUGGAGUGAUCUCCUUCAAUGUUCUUGUCAGCCAGUUCACUCCAGAAGCUUUCCCGUUAUCCGAUGGUCGCGCCUUCAUUGCUCCUUUUUGGGCAGAUGUUCACAAUGGAAUACGAGGGGAAAUCUACUACCGGGAAACCACAGAUCGGGCCAUCCUGAAAAGGGCUACCAAGGAAAUCAGGAAGCACUUCAGAACUCUCUCUUUCACAGCCACCUGGGUCUUCCUGGUCACAUGGGAUGAGGUCACCUUCUACGGAGGCAGCAGCACCACUCCUGUGAAUACAUUUCAAGCUCUGCUGGUUUCAGACGGGACAUCAAGCUUUGCAAUGUUUAAUUAUGUGGAGAUCACGUGGACCACAGGGACAGCGAGUGGCGGAGACCCUCUCACUGGCUUAGGCGGUGUCAUGGCACAGGCUGGGUUUAUUGGUGGAAAUCUCACCACGUUCUUCAGUGUCCCAGGAUCACGUUCUCCUGACAUUGUCAAUAUUGAAGAAACCACAAAUGUGAACAUGCCAGGACGCUGGUUAUUCAAGAUAGACGGGAAGGAGAUUGAUCCAGCUAGCGGCUGCAGUCAUAAAGGUCACUUUUUGCGCCAAGGGCAGUUGUUUUGGGAAAAUGCCAAUUGCUCCACUAGAUGUCGUUGCCUUGAUUUCAAUAAUGAAAUAUCAUGCCAAGAGACAGUCUGUGGCCCAUACGAAGUAUGCGAACCGAAGGAGAAAUACUUCCAGUGCCUGCCAGUUGAAAGCAGCACUUGUGUGGUCUUUGGAGACCCACAUUACCACACAUUUGACGGACUUCUCUUCCACUUUCAAGGUUCCUGCUCAUAUCUGCUAGCGCGGAAUUGCCUUCCAGGAAGUCCUCUACCAUUCUUUAGCAUAGAAGCCAAGAAUGAGAACCGUGGAGGUUCAUCAGUGUCAUGGCUGAAGGACAUCUCUGUUGAGGUCUAUUCCCAUAAUAUUGUCAUUCCCAAGGGAAACGCUGGAAAAGUAAAGGUAAACAAUUUGAUAUUUUCACUUCCAGUAAUUCUGGAACAUGGAGCCAUUAAAAUAUACCAAAGUGGAUUCUCAACAGCUGUGGAAAGUGAUUUUGGCUUACUGGUGAUGUACGAUGGAGAACACUAUGCCUCUAUAUCAGUGCCUGGCACAUACAUUAAUUCCACCUGUGGGCUGUGUGGGAACUACAAUAAGAACCCAGAGGAUGACACGCUCCGCUCCGAUGGAAGGCUGGCUGUAUCUGUGAUAGAUUUAGGAGAGAGUUGGAGAGUGUAUCACCCAGACUGGAAAUGCUCUGCUGGCUGUGUAGAUAACUGCAGCUUGUGUGAUGCAGCUAUGGAAUCACUUUACUUUACCUCGGAAUAUUGUGGGUUUAUAAAUCUUACCGGGAGCCCUCUGUGGGAAUGCGGCACUGUGGUGGAUCCCACUGCCUUUGUCCACAGCUGUGUUUAUGACCUUUGCGGGACCAAGGACAAUGGCACAAGCCUGUGCCAGGCCAUCCAAGCGUAUGCACUUGUGUGCCAAGCUUUGGGGAUUACGGUGGGUGAUUGGAGAACUCAGACUGGUUGUGCCUCUGCUAUACAGUGCACUGAAUUCAGCCAUUACUCAGUUUGCACAAGCAGCUGUCCAGCUACCUGUUCUGACCUGACAGCUCCGCAGUUCUGCAAUAUCCCCUGUACAGAAGGAUGUGAGUGUGAUAACGGGUACGUGCUCAGUGCAGAUUUAUGUGUUCCCAUAAACAAGUGUGGCUGCGAGAUGGAUGGCAGAUAUUAUGUGGUCGGUGAUUCCUUCUGGACAUCUCCAGACUGUAUGGUACAAUGUUGGUGUGAAGAUGGAGGGGAUAUGGCAUGCUUCAACACCUCCUGCCGGGAUGGGGAGAUCUGCUCAGUGGAGAAUGGAUUUCAGGGCUGCUAUCCAAGGCGGGAAAGCGUGUGCCUGGUGAGCCAGAACCAAGUGAUCCACACAUUCGACUCUGUAAGCUUCCCAUAUCCUAUGGAGUAUUCUUACACCCUGUUAAAGACUUGCCCUGACAAAGCAGAGUUUAUUGAGAUUGACAUCAGCAAGAAGAAACCAGACUCCGGUGCCAAUUGGUUGAGACCUCUAAGAAUCCAAGUGGCCAAACAAGAGAUAAGAAUUGGCGGGGGCAGCACAUCUGAGAUUAAGGUUAAUGGAUUUCUAGUUGAGCUGCCAUAUUACCUGCCAUCUGGUGAACUGGAAAUGUACCGUAACAGAAAUGGAACAGUUAUUGAGUCUGAAGGACUUGUUAGAAUACAAUAUUCCGACCAAGGACUUCUUCACAUCACUCUUUCUACCUUUUACUACAAUUGCACUGGAGGACUAUGUGGUUACUUCAAUGGAAAUAGCGACGAUGAGUUCUGCUUCCCAAACGGUAAAUGUACAGACAACGUGGCUGUAUUCCUAGAGAGCUGGACCACUUUUGAUGAGAUUUGCAACGGGGAAUGUGGAGACUUGCUGAAGGCCUGCAACAAUGACUCUGAGCUUCUCAAGUAUUAUAGAAGUCGUUCCAAGUGUGGAAUUAUUAACGAUCCCAGCAACAGCUCUUUCCUGGACUGCCACGCUGUGGUUAACGUAUCGGCAUACUACAGGACUUGCCUAUUUCGCUUGUGCCAAAGUGGAGGUAACCAAACAGAACUCUGUGACUCCGUCAGCCGUUAUGCUAUGGCCUGCCAAAAUGCUGCAGUAGACGUUGGUCAGUGGAGGAGCAGGAAUUUCUGCCCUCUCAUGUGUCCUGAGAACAGCCACUUUGAAGAAUGCAUCAUGUGUACAGAAACGUGCGAGACGCUCUCUUCCGGCCGGGUCUGCUCUGACACCUGCACAGAAGGAUGUCAGUGUGAUGAAGGGUUUGCCUUGCAGGGCAGUCAGUGUGUCCCGAAGAGCGAGUGUGGCUGUAACUUUGAGGGCCACCAAGUUUCAACGAAUCAGACUUUCUGGAUUGACAUGGAUUGUAAAUCCCUUUGUUACUGCAAUGGGUCAGACAACAGUGUGUACUGUGAGACUACACCGUGUAAGGAUGAGGAGUACUGCAUGGAGGAUAAUCGGCUGUACUAUUGCCAGCCACGUACAGAUGCAUCCUGUAUAGUCUCGGGAUAUGGACACUAUCUUACAUUUGAUGGGCUACCAUUUGAUUUCCAGAGCAGCUGUUCCUUGAUCCUUUGCACUACUGUGACUAGUGCUAAAGCAGACACUGUCCCGAAAUUUACAGUCACAGCCAAGAAUGAGGACAGAGAUCCUUCCCUCGCACUCUGGGUAAAGCAAGUGGAGGUGGAGAUUUACAAUUACAAUAUUGUCAUCUAUCGCGCAUACAAGCACACCGUUCUGGUGAAUAAUGAACGACUGUACUUGCCUCUGAAGUUGGGCCACGGGAAAGUGAAUAUUUUUGCCUUCGGUUUUCACAUCGUUAUCGAGACAGAGUUUGGCCUGAAGGUUGUCUAUGACUGGAAGACGUUCCUCUCUGUCACAAUCCCGCGCUACUUGCAGAACAGCACAUACGGCCUGUGCGGGAGGUAUAACGGCAAUAUGGAGGAUGACCUGCAGACUUCAAGUGGCUUUAUAAGUAUGAAUGUCAACGAGUUUGGCCAUAGCUGGGUGAAGAGAGAUACAUUUUGCCAAGUUGGCUGUGGGGAUAGAUGUCCGACCUGCACAAAGGUGGACGGUUUCUGGAAGGCCCAGCAGCUGUGCAGCUUCAUUCCCAACAGGAACAGCGUGUUUGCCAAGUGCCAUAGUAAGGUCAAUCCCAGAUUUUUCUUCAAAAAUUGCCUAUUUGACUCGUGCAUUGAUGGCGGAGCUGUGCAGACGGCUUGUAGCUGGCUUCAGAACUACGCAAGUACAUGCCAAACUCAGGGAAUUGCUGUCACUGCCUGGAGGAACUAUACGUCUUGCUAUGUCACCUGUCCUGCGUACAGUCACUAUGAGAGCUGUGUGAGUGUGUGCCAGCCUCGCUGUGCUGCCAUACGACUGAAGAGUGACUGUAACCAUUACUGUGUGGAGGGCUGCCAGUGUGACCUUGGCUAUGUGCUGAAUGGGAAGAGCUGCAUCCUUCCUCACAACUGCGGCUGCUACGCUGACGGCAAAUACUAUGAGCCCAAGCAGCUCUUCUGGAACAGUGACUGCACUAGGCGUUGCCGCUGCUUCGGCAGGAAUCUCAUCCAGUGUGACCCGCGGCACUGUAAGUCCGACGAAGAGUGCGCACUAAGGAAUGGAGUACGUGGCUGCUUCAGCAAGAAGAGUUCCUACUGCAUUGCCGCAGGAGGCGGCGUCUUUAGGACCUUUGAUGGGGCUUUCCUACGCUUUCCCGCAAACUGCGCAUUUGUAUUGUCUACAAUCUGCCAAAAGCUGCCAGAUAUAUCCUUCCAGCUAAUCAUCAACUUUGACAAAUGGUCCUCCCCAAACCUAACUGUUAUAUCGCCUAUUUACUUUUACAUCAACGAAGAGCAAAUCCUCAUUAGCGAUCGCAACACCGUCAAGGUAAAUGGAACACAAGUAUCUGUCCCAUUUGUAACUGGAUUGUCAACUAAAAUAUACAACAUGGAGGGAUUUUUGGUCAUUGACACAAGCCCUGACAUUCAGAUUCAUUACAAUGGAUUCAACAUCAUUAAAAUUACCAUCAGUGAGCGACUCCAGAACAAAGUCUGCGGGCUAUGUGGCAACUUCAAUGGAGACCUAACUGAUGACUAUGUUACCCUGAGAGGGAAGCCUGUAGUCAGCAGCGUGGUACUGGCACAGAGCUGGAAAACAAAUGGCAUGCAAAAAAGGUUUGUACUAAGCUGCAAUGAGCUGCAGUACUCUCAGUAUGCCUCCACCUGCGACAAUGUCCAAAUCCAGAAGCUUCAGAGUGACGGAUACUGUCUGAAACUGACGGACAUGAAGGGCUUCUUUCAGCCGUGUUAUGGACUCCUGGACCCGGUGCCCUUCUAUGAGUCCUGCUUUCUGGACGGAUGCUACAACAAUAAGAAGAUCCAGUUGUGCGGCUCUUUAGCGGCCUAUGGGGAAGCCUGCAGAUCAUUUGGCAUUCUCAGCACGGAGUGGAUUGAGAAGGAGAAUUGCUCAGGAGUGAUUGAAGAUCCUUGUGUAGGUGCAGACUGCCCCAACAGGAGCUGUGAGGUGGACAAUGGAGGAGAGCUUUGUGGCUGCAUGGAUCCCCCGGUCUAUGGGAAUGACACCCAUGACAUCAUCGAUGCAGAAGUGACCUGCAAAGCUGCCCAGAUGGAAGUGUCUAUAUCAAAAUGCAAACUCUUUCAGCUUGGGUUUGAGAGGGAAGGAGUCCGGAUUAAUGACAGACACUGCCCUGGCAUCGAGGGAGAAGACUUCAUAUCUUUCCAAAUCAACAAUACAAAAGGAAACUGCGGGAAUAUUGUGCAGUCCAACGGCACUCACAUCAUGUACAAGAACACUGUCUGGAUAGAGAGCGCAAACAACACUGGUAACAUAAUUACACGAGAUAGGACUAUCAAUGUGGAGUUCUCCUGUGCCUAUGAGUUAGACAUCAAAAUCUCCCUGGACUCUGUCAUAAGACCCAUGCUUAGUGUAAUCAAUCUGACCGUCCCCACUCAGGAGGGAAGCUUCACCACUAAGAUGGCUCUCUAUAAAAAUGCAUCAUACAAGCACCCGUACCGACAAGGAGAAGUAGUACUUACCACUCGGGAUGUGCUCUUUGUUGGUGUCUUUGUGGUGGGAGCGGACUCCACUCACCUGAUUUUGACCUUAAACAAAUGCUAUGCCACCCCAUCGAGAGACAGCAAUGACAAACUCCGUUACUUCAUCAUAGAAGGAGGGUGCCCGAACAUCAAAGACAACACCAUUGGCAUUGAAGAGAAUGGGAUCUCUCUAACCUGUCGUUUUCACGUGACCGUUUUUAAAUUCAUAGGGGAUUAUGACGAAGUUCACCUGCACUGCGCUGUGUCUUUGUGUGACGCCGAAAAAACCUCCUGUAAAAUUAACUGUCCGCAGAACUCCAGAAGUGCCGCUGACCAUGUGCAGGAUUCCAAGGAGCAAAUUAUUUCUGUUGGUCCCAUUAGACGAAAACGUUUGGACUGGUGCGAGGAGAAUGGGGGAUGUGAGCAAAUCUGCACAAGCAGACUGGAUGGACCUUUAUGUAGCUGUGUGACUGGAACCCUACAGGAGGACGGGCGAAGCUGCCGAGUGUCAAGUUCCUCACCAGAACAUCAUCUGUGGUUUCUCUAUAUGAUCAUACAUCAGUUGUCUGUGGUUGGAUAUUUUUUAUAAAACUGGACAAUAAGGAAAAAGCUUUUGAAUUUUUUUUAUUUUUUUUUAAAUAAAAUAAUCCAAGACUUUGGCAAUCUGUAGCCUUGGGAACCACGUUUCGCAAGAUGAAAGGGAGAAGGAAAAGACAUUCUAUAAAUGUAUGCUCAGAUAUUUUAUUAAAUGCAGUUUGUGUGAUUUUUUUCAAGCAAUAAAUGACUGUAUGUUUAACAAAUAUAUGGGAAAUUUGGCCAAAUCGGGUGUUUCUGGUUGCUCAGAUACAAUUUAAGGACCAACUAAAUAUAUACACUUUAAAUUCAAGACCUCACAUAACUUUAGCUUUUAUUCUUAUUUACUCUUCGGUAUAAUUAUUACUAUUCAGGUUUAGCCAUCUCCUAUUUGUUAAUGAAGUGGCACAUGAAAGUUGUACAUAAUUGUAGAACAACUUUGUGGAAUAGUUCUUGGUAUGUAAACAUGUUUUAUGCAUCUCUGGGAUAUGUUUCAUGCAUCCAAGGGACGCUCCUGGCCGGCACCCUGCAGCCGGUAGACCUGCAAGAGUGUCCUUAGGAGGCUUCGGGCAGAGCUUGGCUUCCCAGAGUUGGCAGCCCCCCCUCCCCCUACACUUGAUGUCAUGUCAUGACAUCAUGGGUUUAUGGGGUGGGGCCGGCACGGUGAGCACUGCCACCCUGUUACAGCGCUGGAGACACUGUACCAAAUACCAUAUUAUUUUCACCUGCAAAUAUAUUGGCAAAUUCAGAUGUACACAGAACUGAGCGAUGAGGUUUGCGUUUGGUGGUUAAUGAAAAAUUACAAUUCAAUUGCAAGUUGUUUUUUAAAGAAAGAAUCCAAAAUUGUGUUCACAAAUAUAUUGAUUGUGACUAUAAGGAAUCUCAGGAAAAGCAUCAGCUGACAUCACUUAGCAAUUACAAGAGGCACCUAAAAUAAAUAUGAAAGACGUUCCUCAGCAACAUCUAUAUGAAGAACACCAAUUAUUUUUUUAUUUUAUAUUUUAUUUUAUUUAUUUUUAAAUUGAAGGGUUAUUAAAAACACAAAAAAGUCCCAAAAGGCAAUUUAAGUAUAAGGGAGACCUUUGAGGAUAACUGCUAUAUGAGACAAGAUUCCAUUCCUGCAGUAGUAUUCUGUAAUAGGGGCAGCAAUCGGAUUGGAAGAUGAGGGAACAUACAUGUAUAGAGUAGUCACCAAACACAACACUUCAUUUUUCUUUUCCAUUCCUGACUUUCUGCACUGUAUACGGGUAAUCAUCUGUUGCAUUGGGAUUAUGUUCAUAUUUUGCGAAAAGAUGUAGCUCCGAUUACUCCGGAAUCCGGAACAUAAAGAAAACAUUGCUUCCCCCUAAGUGCAUAAAAAUAGGAUUGCAAGCAUACAGUAUUUAUGCACACACUCACUAAACUUAGUCUGGGUGCCAUCAACCAGGUACCACUCAGUUAUGCCCAUUUAGCCACAAGUGGCUGCGUACUACUCAGCAUCACCGGUACCUUCUUACACUUGGCUGUGGAGCUUUGCACAAUGCAAAAACACGCAAGAUACACCCACAGCCCCAGUAUACUUUCCAGUGACACACAAUAUUUUUAAUGUGUAGUUUAAUGUGUAGCCACCAAAGUAGUAUAGCCAAAUGCUCCAUCAGUAUCUCUAAUGGCAGUCUAUACUAAGUCCACGACACACACAUCAUUCCCCAAUUAUCAACUGUAUACAGCCCUGAGAUUGUCGACCAUAUACAUACACUCUCCUCCAACUGUCCACAAUUAUCACCACCCAUUCUCCACCUGUUGCCCACAGUGCACUCAAGCCGCAUCACCCCAAUUGUAUACCACCCUUAAUAGUCACAGAGGCAAGGUCCAUAAAUCCCCUUCCUACCCUCUGGGCUUUGACCUAGAACUUGGGACACAGACUAAGAGGUCACAACCAGCUACUCCAUGAUUGGUUAGCAAUAGUCACCGAUGAUGCCAUCAUAUGGCUGUGAUUCUGUUAUUGUAGCAUAACAGGGAUGAAGAGCCUCUGCUACACUGCCCAACCUUGGUGGUGUGCCAGUAGGGCAUGGAUGAUUUGUCCUAAAGGAAAUAAAGGGACAACACCCUAAUAACUAAUGUGGCAUGUCCAUUAUUGACGGGAGAUACUUUCUCUACCCAAAAUCUUUUCUUGUGCAUCAACUAGUUCCAGUUCUCCAUAAUUUCCAUAUUUAAAUGUAAUCAUUGCGGUGUAUGGAAGGAUGUAUGUUGCUCUAGAUCCAAUUUGCAGUGGUGUUAUAAAUCCCAGUAUAUUCUACCAGUAUUUGGUUGGCAGGGAAUAUUGGGAUUUGGCUAUCUUCGCUCUAGAUGAUGCAUAAUAAUGAUUUACAGUAUAUUUACAAUCAUUGCUUACUUUGAUGCCUAUGUUUGCGAAUGGUACAAGAUACUGUUUUAAGCGAUUAUUAACCAUCAUUGUCCUUCAUUGAAUGGAUAGUGUAUAGCUUUAUUUAAAGCAGACUUAUUUCCCAUCCAUUUACCUUCACACACUGAUAUGUUUAAAACAUUAUAUAAAUAAAUUGUAAACUGCCACUACAUACAUUAUUGUAGCAACACAAUAACAAACCUAUACCAAAUGCUUCAUAGUGAGGAAUAGGUGAUUAAACUAUAAGUAUAACAAGUAAGAACCUCUAAUAGAGGCAAUUAGCAGGAGGCAUAUUGGCAAUCAUGUGUACUAUGUAAUAAAAUGCUUAUAGAGACUGGUCUACUGUAAGCUACACUUGACUUAAACCUUUGUGUUAGAAUUACACCCUUACUGUACAGUGGUUUGCGUAUUAACUUUCUCAAUAUGGGGAAAAUGUUAAAGUAUUGUAUCUAGGCACCGGACCUGUACAUUGUGCCAUAAUGUGUAAAUAUCAAUAUUACAUCUGAUAUUUAUUGCUGAUGUGUGCCGUAUCUCUAUUCUGGCAAAAAUCCCUCUUAACACCGCAAGUUUAUGCUUACAGCUAAAGAAAAUAUGAUGCAAAAAUGCCAUAAUCCCGAUUUAAAGUAUUAAAUUAAUAAAA
This is a messenger RNA of Pseudophryne corroboree (corroboree frog), 9436 nucleotides long. It is a transcript of the gene TECTA, whose product is annotated as tectorin alpha. The transcript has 23 exons. Bases 1 to 6432 code for a protein of 2143 amino acids. The record is from RefSeq and is a predicted model, not a curated record. Gene Ontology annotation, biological process: cell-matrix adhesion. NCBI's taxonomy places the organism in Eukaryota, Metazoa, Chordata, Amphibia, Anura, Myobatrachidae. Gene Ontology annotation, cellular component: extracellular matrix. Gene Ontology annotation, molecular function: protein binding; extracellular matrix structural constituent.